UCUACACCAGAGCCAGACUUUCAUUUUCCUGUACAAAUAUCUUCGUUAUUUCACUCUGCAUUCGGUAGUGCCCUUGUAUUGAGUAUGAAGAGACCUCUUGUUCUUGAGCAGCGCCGCUUUGCGCAUCAAAACUGGCGAGUCUUCAAAUCGCAUGGCUUGUGUUUCCGUGACAGCGCAACAGGCUGGACUAAGCGGCAUUCUCUCCUUUGUGAUCGGGUGCAAAUUAUGGUUUACUAUCCGAGUUGCUUCAUCUGUCGCUGGGCCCACUCAGUAAGGACGACAACCAGGCAGCAGCAGGACCAGAAUGAGUGUGGCGGAGUUGUUCUUGGACGACCACCUGAUGAACAAGGCUUGCCGAUGAAAGACGGCGUUCCAUCACUCGACGUGCGGAAACAAAGCAGGCGGGGUCGCAAGCUGAAGAGAGAAGAGUUUUUCUCUCGCGCUGCGGCUCUGCAGGAAUUUUGUGCCGAAGUGUCUGCAGCCGAUGCGGUUGGGACGAUACGCUUUGCCGGACUACCUUUUCUUUUCGGAAGCAUUCUUCUGUUCCGCUUUGACGAGAGAAUAAUUUGCGGUGCAGAUGAAGAACAACACAGUGAAGCUAGCGCUGCGGCACUGAAGAAGCGCCAGCAUGAUUUAUUACGGGCUAAGGAGGAAGAGGAAUGGGUUGGGCGCGCAGGUCACGACUUAACUAAUUUUUCCGCUGACAGCCUUCCUGCUCGACGAAGCGACUGCGAGCAGGAGCUUGGAAAAGAUGUCAACUACUGCGAAAAAGUAGAAAAACAAGAAGUCCGGUGGCUCGCGGUGCAGCUGCGCAGCACGAAGCAAACCGAAACGCGAAGCCGUACUGGCCGCAAGUACUACAGGUAUGCGAAUUGCAAAAACGAGCUUCGUCUUCCAUUUUUCUGCAUCGCCCCCAGAGGGGGUGAGGACCACGAAAGAAAGAUCUUCGCCGUUCGGGAAUCGUUGGCGGGCCGUAUUCCACAAGAGAUCGUACGCUACGAGGACUCGCAGACGCGGAUGUCCGGCCGGGCGGUGAUAGAGGAGUUGCGACUGCACUGGGAACAGGCGGUAGCCGAUGCGUCUUCUAAGCGUAAGCUGCGGACGCGGCGAGAGUGGCUAAACCUUUUGGAAGGUGCGGAGAAGCCGCGCUCCACAUGCUCGUACCACUACACACUGGAACUUGAGGAGAAACUGUAUAGCGCCUGUGGUUUCGAGCUGGAGUUUCCCCUGGGCAAGGAGGAGCAUGCCGUCCACAACAGUUAUGUUGGAGGGCUCAGAACGCUACACCGCACCAUCUCGCACCGCACCUGCCGCAGUCGGAAAUACGAAUCCAAUGUGAUCGAUCUGACGUUGUCAGACCCGGACCACAAAACAAGCAUACGGCCCGUGACUGUGCACGAGCUUCGGCGCAUCGAUCUUCUGUGCGCGAUCGAAUACUGCGAUCGCCAAGUUGGUAAGCCCCUACUCGGCGUGUAUCUGUUCCCACAACGCAUCGUCGAGUCUUUUUUUCACUACCCUACUGAAGAUUCUGAAGCUACGGCGACUAGAAAUGGUGCGCCCACUCCUGGGAAGCGGAAAGUUGGACGGAUUUUUACUGUCCACCCGCAAAAUAACACUGUCCCACGCAUCAAAAGUUCCCAGGUCCGAAAACAGCAGCAGCUUCUUUACUACAUUGACCUCCGACCAGAGGCGAGCCGUGAUGUCAAUUUGGCGAAGGCCAAGCGGAUUCUUUCCGAGGUCGUAGCGUCGAAUAGACUGGCUGCUCGGGGGAAGAAAGUUGCGUCGGACGUGGACGAAGCUCGGCCACUCAUGGGUACGACUAAAGUGUAAGCUAUGCCACAGUCAAGCUCAACAACAAGCUGGCUCCACGCAGAAAAACCA
This is a messenger RNA of Amoebophrya sp. A120, 1881 nucleotides long. NCBI's taxonomy places the organism in Eukaryota, Dinophyceae, Syndiniales, Amoebophryaceae. The record is from the annotation of a GenBank genome assembly.